Messenger RNA from Coniosporium apollinis CBS 100218, 885 nucleotides. RefSeq lists its product as uncharacterized. The transcript is spliced from 3 exons. The coding region runs from base 1 to 885 and encodes 294 amino acids. The record is from RefSeq and is a predicted model, not a curated record. Lineage: Eukaryota; Fungi; Ascomycota; Dothideomycetes.
AUGCUCGAUAGUAAUACCAGCCUGCGAUGUCUCCGACAACUGCCUUACAACACCUUGGCUACCGCAAUACAAUCAACCUACAUCCUGGGAUAUCAGGCCGGGCUCUAUGGCUACGGCGAUUUCUACUACGGCCCAUCUGUCGAUGGUCGCAUCAUCCAGGACCUGCCCUCGGAUGAAUUUGAACGGGGUUACUUCAGUCGAGUUCCUCUGCUCACUGAUCGUGCGACAUACGAAGGAGCCUUUUUCAGCAACUUCUCACUCACCGACGCUACGGAAGCCGAUGCAGAUCUUCAGAGAGUUUGGCCCGCCGCGCAACCUUCCUUCUUCACGCGAUUGAACGAACUGUACCCGCUGUCAGCAUUCACAGGGUCUUAUCUCGACAGCCCUUUCAUCGCCGCGCUAGCUUCAUUGAUCCCAACUACGAUGAACAACUCUGCUAUCUGGAAACGAGUUGUGAUUUUCGGCGAUUUCAUCAUCAACUGUCCAACGUACUACAUGGGCUCCGCUCUUAGCCAUGCCGGUGUACCAGUGUGGAAAAUGGUCUUCAAUGCUGGAUCACAAACCCACGCCGCAACAGCACCAUACUUCUUGUUCCCUCCAGGGAACGUGACCAGCUUCCUUGAGAAUCAGUUCAUUGCGUCUAACGCAACUUUGGCAGCAAUCAUGAGGGAUUACUUCCUUUCCUUUGCUACGGAGUUGGAUCCCAACGCUGCGUCCUUUUCAGGGGUCGAGAGGCCUUACUGGCCUCAGUAUGACACGCCGGCAGACGCUGCCGAGUUCACGGUCCUGGAAGUCAACUAUACCAUGAUUGGCUCUAGAUCUGGUCCCGAUGGCUCAGUGCAGUGCGACUUCUUCUUUGCGGAGGGGGAGGUUGUGAGGAACUGA